AUGGAUACUUCAAUGAAAGUACGGGAAAACCUAGACUCCAUCAUGAGCUACUUAACACCACUGCUUCCACUUGCAAAUUGCCAUAUGGUAGAAUUUUUUACAGACAAACAUUGGGAACAUUUGUUGCCACAUAAGCUACGAAAACAGUUAGAAAAUAUGGAGCUAAACAAAGCUGUGAAUAGAUUUUGGGACAUAUCUUGUCAUAAUGAUAGCUGUGAAAUAACGAAAUGGGUGAAACAAUCACAGUGUCACCAUGUCAGUGUCAACGAAGAAUACUGUAUAUCUCCACAGAAACUGACAGAUAUUAUACACAAGAGAGGUGGUAAUUUUGAAGCGGGUUUUAAAGUUACAGAAUUUAUGUCCCAUAAGAAGAGUUAUGAAGUUGAGACAAUGUCCCCAUAUAUCGCGUCGCUCCACAGAGCUUGCAACACCAGCCACUGCGUGGAAGCUGGUGGUGGACGUGGCCAUCUACUUGUCACCAUGUCUUUGGGACAUCACAUUCCGAGCCUUACCAUAGACUGUGAUGAAACAACGUUGAAUAAUGCUAAGAAAAGAGUUAAGCUUAUCCAGAAACAGUGGCACGCCAUUGCAAAACGUGCCAACGGUGGUGCCAAUGUGUGGACGGGUGGUGGUGUGGACACAAACCUACAUCGAUUCGCCUGCUCGUACAUAACCAGAGAUACGGAUUUAAGCAGCGUUGUCAGAGAACAAUUCGAUUGUGAAGAAGUGAAUUUGCUGCUAACCGGUCUUCAUACCUGUGGCGACCUGGGUCCCUCCUGCCUGCGUCUGUUCACGGUCUCGCCAGCAGUGCGAGUGCUGUUCAACGUGCCAUGUUGCUAUCAUCUGCUGAGUGAGGCGGUGGAUGUGGCCAUGUUUGAUGAUGAUCAAACAGCAACCGAUGAUAAAGGAUUCCCCAUGUCACAGUAUUUGAGAGGUUUGAACCUAGGUCGGAACGCUCGCAUGCUGGGCGCUCAGAGUAUAGACAGGGUGAGGCACUACAGACAAAUGCCCGACAGGAGUUUGUUGUAUAGAGCGCUGCUGCAGGUAACCAUGAAAAAGUUUUUACCACACACACCGAUAAAGGAAGGCAAGUUAAAGGGAUUCGCAUCAAAAUGUCAAAGCUUCCAGCAGUAUUUCAAAAUGGCGGACGAGAAACUUGGUCUUAACAUAUUUAACAGCUUGCCCGAAUGUUACCUGAUUGAGUUGGAACGGACAAUGGAUUGCCAGUGGAAAAAAAUUGUUUUAUUCUAUUUAAUGAGGUUAUGUUUGGCGCAAGUUAUAGAGGGUGUUAUACUGUUGGAUAGGUUGCUUUAUUUAUAUGAGUGUGGUUGUAAGAAUGCGUAUUUGGUGAAAUUGUUCGAUCCAGUUCUAUCACCGAGAUGUCAUAGUAUAGUUGCUAUUAGAAAUUGAGUUAUUUGUUAUUUUUCUAUGUUACUCGAAGACUUAACAUUAAAUGUUAUA
Messenger RNA from Leptidea sinapis, 1461 nucleotides. RefSeq names its product probable methyltransferase-like protein 25. The record is from RefSeq and is a predicted model, not a curated record. NCBI's taxonomy places the organism in Eukaryota, Metazoa, Arthropoda, Insecta, Lepidoptera, Pieridae. The transcript has 7 exons. Bases 1 to 1410 code for a protein of 469 amino acids.